CAGGCCGGGCAGAGCCCCCGCGGAGCCGACGCACCGCCGCCGGGCAGGGGAGGGCGCGGAGGGCGGGGGCGCGGUCCGCUCGCGCCCUCGGCCUCGCUCCCGCCCCUCCCCGGAGCGGCUGCCAGUCAGCGGCGAAGAAACCGGAUUGGCCGGGGGGCGGCUGUUGCCCUGGAGCUGCCGCCCCCGCCUCUCCGCCCCCUCGCCCGCCUUCCCCGCUCCCCCGCCCUCCCCAGGGCCUUGGGAAGGGGCUCAGCGUGGGAAAGGAUGGUUGAGUUUUAACCAGAGGCAAAGCGUGAGCGGGAUCAGUGUGUCCUGAACGCGAGCAGCCGAGCGCGGAGACGUGCCGCUGUAGUUAACUCCUCCCUGCCCGCCGCGCCGACCCUCCCCUGGAUCCUCCGGGCAGCCAGCAUGAAGCGAGCUCACCCCGAGUACAGCUCCUCGGACAGCGAGCUGGACGAGACCAUCGAGGUGGAGAAGGAGAGUGCGGACGAGAAUGGAAACUUGAGUUCAGCUCUAGGUUCCAUGUCCCCAACUACGUCUUCCCAGAUUUUGGCCAGAAAAAGACGGAGAGGAAUAAUUGAGAAGCGCCGACGAGACCGGAUCAAUAACAGUUUGUCUGAGCUGAGAAGGCUGGUACCCAGUGCUUUUGAGAAGCAGGUAAUGGAGCAAGGAUCUGCUAAGCUAGAAAAAGCCGAGAUCCUGCAGAUGACCGUGGAUCACCUGAAAAUGCUGCAUACGGCAGGAGGGAAAGGCUACUUUGAUGCGCACGCCCUUGCUAUGGACUAUCGGAGUUUGGGAUUUCGGGAAUGCCUGGCAGAAGUUGCCCGUUAUCUGAGCAUCAUUGAAGGACUAGAUGCCUCUGACCCGCUUCGAGUUCGACUGGUCUCACAUCUCAACAACUACGCCUCCCAGCGGGAAGCCGCGAGCGGCGCCCACGCGGGCCUCGGACACAUUCCCUGGGGGACCGCCUUUGGACAUCACCCGCACAUCGCUCACCCGCUGUUACUGCCCCAGAACGGCCACGGCAACGCGGCCACUACGGCCUCACCCACGGAACCGCACCACCAGGGCAGGCUAGGCUCGGCACAUCCGGAGGCGCCUGCUUUGCGAGCGCCCCCUAGCGGCAGCCUCGGACCGGUGCUCCCUGUGGUCACCUCCGCCUCCAAACUGUCGCCGCCUCUGCUCUCCUCAGUGGCCUCCCUGUCGGCCUUCCCCUUCUCUUUCGGCUCUUUCCACUUACUGUCUCCCAAUGCACUGAGCCCUUCAGCGCCCACGCAGGCUGCAAACCUUGGCAAGCCCUAUAGACCUUGGGGGACGGAGAUUGGAGCUUUUUAAAGAACUGAUGUAGAAUGAGGGAGGGGAAAGUUUAAAAUCCCAGCUGGGCUGGACUGUUGCCAACAUCACCUUAAAGUCGUCAGUAAAAGUAAAAAGGAAAAAGGUACACUUUCAGAUAAAUUUUUUUUAAAGACUAAAGGUUUGUUGGUUUACUUUUUUCUUUUUUAAUGUUUUUUUCAUCAUGUCAUGUAUUAGCAGUUUUUAAAAACUAGUUGUUAAAUUUUGUUCAAGAUAUUAAAUUGAAAUAGCGAGUAUAAGCCAACACUUUGUGAUAGGUUUGUACUGUGCCUGAUUUACUUUGUAAACCAGAAUGAUUCCGUUUUUGCCCCAAAAUUUGAGGAAUCUUAACAUUUAGUAUUUUUGGUCUGUUUUUCUCCUUGUAUAGUUAUGGUCUGUUUUUAGAAUUAAUUUUCCAAACCACUAUGCUUAAUGUUAACAUGAUUCUGUUUGUUAAUAUUUUGACAGAUUAAGGUGUUGUAUAAAUAAUAUUCUUUUGGGGGGAGGGGAACUAUACUGAAUUUUAUAUUUCUGAACAAAGCGUUGACAAAUCAGAUGAUCAGCUUUAUCCAAGAAAGAAGACUAGUAAAUUCUCUACUUCCUAUAGCAGAAAGGUGAAUGUACAAACUAUUCGUGGCCCUGAAUCCAUCUGACCAGCUGCUGGUGUCUGCCAGGACUGGCAGUUCUGAUUUAGUUAGGAGAGAGCCGCUGAUAGGUUAGGUCUCAUUUGGAGUGUUGGUGGAAAGGAAACUGAAGGUAAUUGAAUAGAAUACGCCUGCAUUUACCAGCCCCAGCAAUGCAAUGAAAUUUUAAUCACACAGAUCUCAAAUUCACAAAUGUUAACAUGGAUAAGUGAUCAUGGUGUGCAAGUGGUCAAAUGAGUAGUACAGUGGAACCUGUUAAAUGCAUAGCCUAAUUUUCCUGGAACUGCCAUGUUUUCUUUUAACUGGAAAUUUUUAUGUGAGUUUUCCUUUUGGUGCAUGGAACUGUGGUUGCCAAGGUAUUUAAAAGGGCUUUCCUGCCUCCUUCUCUUUGAUUUAUUUAAUUUGAUUUGGGCUAUAAAAUAUCAUUUUUCAGGUUUAUUCUUUUAGCAGGUGUAGUUAAACGACCUCCACUGAACUGGGUUUGACCUCUGUUGUACUGAUGUGUCAUGACUAAAUAAAAAAGAAAGAACAAAGUA
Messenger RNA from Rhinopithecus roxellana (golden snub-nosed monkey), 2512 nucleotides. It is a transcript of the gene HEY1, whose product is annotated as hes related family bHLH transcription factor with YRPW motif 1. Gene Ontology annotation, molecular function: protein dimerization activity; RNA polymerase II cis-regulatory region sequence-specific DNA binding; DNA-binding transcription factor activity, RNA polymerase II-specific. Bases 409 to 1335 code for a protein of 308 amino acids. Gene Ontology annotation, biological process: circulatory system development; regulation of neurogenesis; anterior/posterior pattern specification. The record is from RefSeq and is a predicted model, not a curated record. The transcript is spliced from 5 exons. Gene Ontology annotation, cellular component: nucleus. Lineage: Eukaryota; Metazoa; Chordata; Mammalia; Primates; Cercopithecidae.